CCAUGAGCCGGUGAGACGGAGACGGAAGGCGGGUGGGAGGGAGCGGGUUCGCCGCUGGGUUUCUGACCCUCCCCCGCCCUCCCGAUGGCGGAGACGAAGAUAAUUUACCACAUGGACGAGGAGGAGACGCCGUACUUGGUGAAGGUGCCGGUUCCGCCGGACAGGGUCACCCUCGGUCACUUCAAGCAGGUUCUCAACAACAGGCCGAGCUGCAGCUUCAAAUUCUUCUUCAAGUCCAUGGACCUGGACUUCGGGGUUGUGAAGGAAGAAAUUUCAGAUGACAAUGCCAAGUUACCGUGUUUCAAUGGGAGAGUGGUCUCAUGGCUGGUCCUGGCUGAAGGCUCAGCAUCUGACGGCGGCUCACAGUGUGCAGACAGUAUGUCAGAGUUACCGCCCCCCAUUGAGAGGACUGGCGGCAUCGGCGACUCCAGGCCACCAUCCUUCCAUGCUAACACAGCUGGCAGUCGGGACGGACUGGACAAUGAAACAGGGGCAGAAUCAAUCUUGAGCAUCAGGCGGGAGCGGGAUCGACACCGGCGAAGGAACAGAGAACGUGAGGUGCAUGAUGAUGUUCCACGAGUAAAUGGACAUACUAAAACAGAUCGGCAUCGCAGUGCAGGUGGCUAUGAGAGUGCUUCCACAGUGGUGAGCAGCGAGCUGGACUCGAGCAGCUUCAUUGACUCAGAUGAUGACAACACCAGCAGGUUAAGUAGCUCAGUGGAGCAGAGUGCUUCCUCUCGACUCAUGAGGAGACAUAAACGCAGGAGGCGGAGACAUCGCAUGAAACAGGUGGACAGGUCCUCGUCGUUGAGCAGCAUCACAGAUUCCACUAUGUCCCUCAAUAUUAUCACCGUGACACUCAACAUGGAAAGAUACAAUUUCCUGGGGAUCAGUAUCGUAGGUCAAAGUAAUGAUCGGGGCGAUGGUGGGAUAUACAUCGGGUCAAUAAUGAAGGGAGGUGCAGUGGCAGCUGAUGGCAGAAUUGAGCCUGGUGACAUGCUUCUGCAGGUCAAUGAUGUCAAUUUUGAAAACAUGAGCAAUGAUGAUGCUGUGAGAAUUCUUCGGGAAAUUGUCUCAAAACCUGGACCUAUCGGCUUAACAGUAGCCAAGUGUUGGGACCCCACCCCAAGGAGCUAUUUCACCAUCCCCAGGACAGAACCAGUGAGACCCAUUGACCCAGCGGCCUGGAUCUCUCAUACUACUGCUAUGACAGGAACAUUUCCUCGCUAUGGUAUGAGCCCCACCACCAGUGCCAUCACUUCCACCAGCUCCUCACUAACCAGCUCUGUCCCAGAUUCAGAAAAGUACGAGGAUACUCCACUCACAGUUAAGAGCGACAUGCCUGUUAUUGUCAAGGCCAUGCAGUUGUCUGACUCGGGGUUAGAGAUCCGUAACCGACUGUGGUUGAAGAUCACCAUUUCAAAUGCUGUAAUUGGAGCGGAUGUGGUCGAUUGGCUUUUCUCACAUGUGCAAGGUUUCAAAGAUCGUCGUGAAGCAAGGAAAUAUGCCAGCAGCAUGCUGAAACAUGGCUACCUAAGGCACACAGUGAACAAGAUUACCUUCUCCGAGCAAUGUUAUUACAUCUUUGGUGACCUCUCUACCAAUUUGGCUGGCCUGAGCUUAAAUGAAGGUUCCAGUGGGACAUCAGAGCAUGACAUCCUCGCACCUCUUCCACAUCCAAAUUGUCCCUGGCCACUGACUCAGGGCUUCCCAUAUCAGUAUCCACUGCCUCAUCCGUAUUACUCGUCCACUUGCCAGGAUCCUGCUUUGACCUAUGGAAAUGGCAGCACCGGGAGUCAGCAGAGUGAAGGAAGCAAGAGCAGUGGAUCCAAUCGGAGCAUGGGUGAGAGGAAAGGCUCAGCAGGGAAGGAAAAGGAGCAGAAAGCAGACUCCAAGUCAGUGGGUAAUGGAAGUGAGCCAGACCGUACCACUGGGAACAGCGUACACUGCGAACGGCCAGCAAGCCAGCUCAGUCACCACAGCUAUUGCUCUCAUGGACCUCCGGGGGUCCCUCCUGUUUACCAGCUGCCCACAGUCACGGUAACAAGUGGGCCUCCUGGAGCUCCUCCUGUCCGGGAUCUAGCAGCAGUCCCUCCCGAGCUAACGGGCAGCCGGCAAUCCUUCCAAAAGGCCAUGGGUAACCCCUGCGAAUUCUUUAUUGACAUUAUGUGACAUCAUCAGCCUUCUGCACUAAACAACACUAAAGUCUUUGCACACAACACUGCUUGUGUCUCACUCCUGGUGUCACAAGAACCUCAGGCUUCUAAUUCUAACCAUGGUUCUCUUUGUUAUCUGUCCUCCAUUAAUAACAACUUUAAAUGUAUUGGUUUUGGUAAAUAUUGGUGCCAAGGACAGCUUUAUGUAAGUGUAUUGCACAUUUCAGUGUAAUCAUCACCUUCUGUGUAGACUUAAAAAAGAUGUUGAAGACCUUUUGACCUGGCUGGAUGAUGAUCUCAGAUGGGAAUUUCAUAUAGUCCUCUCAACAUCAUUCAUCUGCUGUUGUGAUGGGUGCACCCUGUUUUUGUUAUUGUGGAUCAUGUAACCCUUUUAGCAAGCACUGUUUUGUUAUACAGAGAUGGCUCAGCACAAAGGGAUGUGAUUCCAUUCCCAGUGCAAUGACGCACAAAUGAUUCACUUUCUUCGCAGGUUAGCAGCCUCCCAAGAAUUGUUUUCCAUUGAAGCAUAAAGAAAGUUUCAGCUACAUCUCCAAACAUUCAAACAGGUCUUUCACGCUGUAGCUUAUUCCCCUGAACAACAGGAAUGCCGCGUGUGUACAAUCCACAAUUUCUUUAAAUUGUCUAGCUUGGGCACUUUUGUUCUGGUUAUUGCUGAAUGAUGUAACUGGAUCAGUCAUUUCUGAAAGUUUCACAGUUUGAUUGGAACAGCUACUGAGACAUGAUACUUUGGUUCAGUGCUGCUUUCAGUGUUGAGACCUAUUGCAUCCAGCCUGCAAUCAUAAGGACAUGAAUUCGAUUAUGCUUUAUUUCACAGUUUUCACACUUGUAAUGAAGAUGCUAACUCUCAGGGGGAUGCAAAUUUUAUGGGCCCCAUUUGCCCUAUAAUCAUGUGCAAGUGGCCAUUAUUCAAGUGCAAUGAGUGUCAGUAGAUCAUUCAAAUGAGAUUGCCCUGCUCUGUAAUCUUUGGGACUCGUUGCCCCAUACUGGGUGUCAUCUGUCCACCCCUAUUUCUACUCCACCUGCUCUUUUUCUUUACUGUGAGCAGUUUAGAGGCUGGGAAUUCUGUGGUGAAUAACUGAUGUCCUCACUUCCCAAAGCCUAUUCACUAUCUACAAGGCACAAGUCAGGAAUGUGAUGGAAUGCUCUCAAUUUGCCUUGCUGGGUGUAGCUCUAAUAAAAUACUUUAGAAGCCAAAAAA
Messenger RNA from Hemiscyllium ocellatum (epaulette shark), 3375 nucleotides. RefSeq names its product segment polarity protein dishevelled homolog DVL-1-like. The record is from RefSeq and is a predicted model, not a curated record. The transcript is spliced from 15 exons. The coding region runs from base 85 to 2172 and encodes 695 amino acids. Gene Ontology annotation, biological process: canonical Wnt signaling pathway; intracellular signal transduction. Gene Ontology annotation, cellular component: cytosol. Gene Ontology annotation, molecular function: frizzled binding. Lineage: Eukaryota; Metazoa; Chordata; Chondrichthyes; Orectolobiformes; Hemiscylliidae.